Cydia amplana is the source of this 3741-nucleotide messenger RNA. RefSeq names its product adenylate cyclase type 8 (gene Ac3). Gene Ontology annotation, molecular function: adenylate cyclase activity. The transcript is spliced from 22 exons. Bases 458 to 3646 code for a protein of 1062 amino acids. Gene Ontology annotation, biological process: intracellular signal transduction; adenylate cyclase-activating G protein-coupled receptor signaling pathway; cAMP biosynthetic process. NCBI's taxonomy places the organism in Eukaryota, Metazoa, Arthropoda, Insecta, Lepidoptera, Tortricidae. Gene Ontology annotation, cellular component: plasma membrane. The record is from RefSeq and is a predicted model, not a curated record.
GGCGGGCGCGGGCCGCGGCCGCGGCGGCGCGGUGGGCGGCGGCCCGGCCCGGCAGUCGCACGCGGGCACGUGCGCGCACCGCCUUCGCGCCUCGACCUGCGCGCCCUACCGACCGACGCGCUCAAUAUCUCGUACAAUUAUCAUUCCAUUACAAAAUCCUAUUUAACAUCCUUAAUAAACAAAGAAGGAGAAACCCUCUUUUCGCUAUCUCAAGUCAAUCUACGAAAAUAUGUUAAGAAGAUUUGUGGGUCAAUAGGGUUUUACAAAAUUGCUUACAUCACCUGGAAAAUCGGCGGGAAAUCCAUGUAUAACAGCGUUCGAUAUUUCCAGUUUACAUGUGUCACCGUUAAAUUAAAUAAUUAUGUACCUAAGUAGUAGUGAAUUAUGUAAAUGUGUAGUGGUGAAAUAAAGUGACAAUGUGCCUCUCAAGUACAUUAAGUUUGAUGCAGUGAAAACAAUGGAGAAGUCGAUGCAAGCGCGGGCGCUGAAUAAAUUUACAUGUUGGGUAUGCUUGGUUCCACCAUGGGGCUUCACGGACUUGAAGGAGGAGGAGUUGUAUACGGCGUACACGCAGCGGCAACGGCAGCGCGCCGUGCCGCGGCUGCUGGCUGCCGGCGUGCUGCUGCAGGCGUUCGCGGCGCUCGUGCCGGGCGAGCGCGACCUAUCCUUCGCCUACACCUCCGUUGCCCUCGCGCUCCUGCUCAACCUCGCCCUCGCCCUAGUCUACAUAACGAUACGCCCCGCGAGGCUCGCGCUCAACCACAUAGCUUGGCUGGCGCUCUGGAUACAACUCCUAGUGAGUGCGUCUCGGCGACUAGGCGACUCUUAUAACGAAUUGCUUGGUUGGGCUGUCGUGCUCCAAUAUUUCACGCUAGCCGCGCUACCAUUCCAUUACCUCCUCCUGAUACUCUAUAGCACGAUCUCAUUCACCGCUUAUUUAUUGGUACAAUACUACAGCGCAAUAAUUACGGAAAACAAACUUCCUGACGACUUCAGUUUACAGCAAAUAUCGAAUGGGUUGUUAUUGUUGGGAGCGACGUUGUUGGGCGGAACCGCUUAUGGUGUCGGCGAAUGGCAGCAACGAUGUUCAUUCAAAGUAACAAAAAGAAGUUUACGUGACAAACUUACCAUUGAACAACAAAGCAAAGAACAGGAGCGGUUAUUACUGUCGGUGCUUCCGGAACAUGUUGCCGUGCAGAUGCGAAAAGAUCUUGGCCUUAUUGACACGCAGUUCAAAAAGAUUUACAUGUCACGCCAUGAAAAUGUCAGCAUCCUGUAUGCGGAUAUUGUGGGUUUCACUGCGAUUUCGUCUACAUAUUCGGCGCAAGACCUUGUUGCAAUUUUAAAUGAAUUAUUUGCUCGGUUUGAUCGCUUGGCAGAGAAAUAUCAGCAACUACGCAUCAAAAUUCUCGGGGACUGUUAUUACUGUAUCAGUGGCGCCCCCGUAGAAAAACCGGACCAUGCCGUCCUUUGUGUACAUAUGGGCCUGUCCAUGGUUAAAGCUAUUAAGUACGUGCAGCAAACGACAAACUCCCCAGUAGACAUGCGCGUGGGCAUCCACACGGGGGCCGUGCUGGCAGGAGUGUUGGGGCAGCGGCAGUGGCAGUUCGACGUGUACUCGCGCGACGUCGAGCUCGCCAACAAGAUGGAGAGCAGUGGGAUGGCGGGGCGCGUGCACAUAUCGGAAGUGACUCUAAGUUUCCUAAACGACGAGUUCGAAGUGGAGCCGGCGCACGGCGAGCGCCGCGAGGAGAUGCUGCGCCUGGCCGGCAUCAAGACUUACUUCAUUGUCCGAGUGCUCAAGCCGUUCGGAGGGGAGGACAAAAGUGCACCCGAGGGCGAGGCAGUGGAGGGUGGCGACUCCGCCGACACGAUGUCCGACCUCAAAGACGACGACGAGGACUCGGUUCUAUCACCGCAAGAAGAGAGCAAGGGCAAUGAAGAAUUGAAAAUACUCGCAAUGUUACAAGAAGAACUCGUGAAUCGAGAUGACGACAAGGAGCUUGCGGACGCAACGACGCUUUGCCUGACAUUUAAAGCGGCAGAAGUGGAAGCCGCGUACGCGCGGCGCACGGACCCGUGCCCGUUGGCGGUGGCGGCGCCGCCCGUGCUGCUGCUGCCCGUAGUCGUGGCGCUGGCUAGCUUUGCCGUGCCGCCCUCUUGGCCGCUGCGCGCCGUCUACCUCGCCUUCGUGCUCGAGACCGGCCUAAUGAACGUCCUCUACUACGCGUACUUCCGAUUCGCCCAGUACAAGAAAAAGUCCGUGAGUCCUUACUGGAAAUUGAUAUGCGGCACGUUUAACAUAGCUAUGUUCGUAGCCGCAAAUAUUGCUCCCUUGAUAAUCUGCGGAAACUACGAGGCCGCCAUCGGCGACGACAGCCCGCGUCCGGACUCGGUCGUGCAAGGCGGCGCUCGGCGCUGCAUACAUCCCUCUUACUAUUAUCACAUAGGCGCAGGCGCUCUCUGCGGAGCUUUAUGGGUGUCGCCGUUAUCGGGCGGGGCGCGCGCACUGUUCCUGGUGGCGCUGGCGGCGGCACACGCGGCGCCCGCGGCGUUGCAGCCCGCACUGCUUCACCGCCGCGCCAGCCUCGACCGUGACCCCUACACAUCCAGCUUCAACGCCUCAGCUGACUACAACGAGACCGCUUAUGACAUCCUGGCGCAAAUCCACCUCGGCCGACAUAUCCUCAUGCUGUUCUUCAUAGUGAUCGCGUUACUCAUACUGAACAGAUAUACGGAGUCGCUGGAGCGCGCGCGUCACUCGCGCGGCGAGCGCAUGCGUGGCCAGGCCGACCAAGCGGCCGACCUGCGGCGCAGAAACCAGGCCUUGGUGCACAACGUGCUGCCGCCGCACGUGGCGCGGCACUUCAUGGGCGCGAGGCACCACCACCGAGACCUCUACAGCCAGAGCUACGCUGAAGUUGGCGUGCUUUUUGCUUCCAUGCCCAAUUUCUCAGAGUUCUACUCGGAAGAGACCGUCAAUAACCAAGGCUUGGAAUGCUUACGAUUUCUGAAUGAAGUCAUAUCUGAUUUUGAUUUGCUGUUAGAGGAUGCGAAAUUCAGCAAAGACAUCAUUAAAAUAAAGACAAUCAGCUCCACAUAUAUGGCAGCGUCAGGCCUAAAUCCCACUCGACAAAUGCAGCCGUCAGACGGCACGCUGGUGCGCUGGGCGCAUCUAGCGUGCCUGGUGGAGUUCGCGCUGGAGCUACAGCGCGUGCUGGCCGCCAUCAACGAGCAAUCCUUCAACCACUUCGUGCUGCGCUUGGGCGUCAACCACGGACCCAUUACUGCGGGGGUCAUCGGCGCACGCAAGCCGCAUUACGAUAUCUGGGGAAACACCGUCAACGUCGCAUCGAGGAUGGAGAGCACCGGCAAAGCUGGUUGUAUACAGGUGACCGAAGAAACGUGUCAUAUACUUGAGACGUUUGGCUACUACUUUGAGCAGCGCGGCCUAGUCGCGGUCAAGGGCAAGGGUCAACUCAUGACCUACUACCUGCAGGGCAAAAGAGACGCUUCCGCUGGACAAACUGACAAUACUAACAGGCCACAUGGUGCCGAGAUAGCAGCCGGCGGGGACACGCUGGCCAACGGAGCUGCGCGGCGCGUCGCCGACCCCGAGCCAACCGUUCCGCUUCUAUCGCAGUGAAGCCUCUACAUCUCUAACAUGUCGAAAUGCGCUUUUUCCUCGUGGCCAAGCUUGCAAACUGUAUUGAGAAAUGGUCAAAGAGUGAACUAUUUGUC